This is a messenger RNA of Cavia porcellus (domestic guinea pig), 2661 nucleotides long. Its product is annotated as zinc finger protein 709-like. Gene Ontology annotation, molecular function: DNA-binding transcription factor activity, RNA polymerase II-specific; RNA polymerase II cis-regulatory region sequence-specific DNA binding. Lineage: Eukaryota; Metazoa; Chordata; Mammalia; Rodentia; Caviidae. The coding region runs from base 284 to 1450 and encodes 388 amino acids. Gene Ontology annotation, biological process: regulation of transcription by RNA polymerase II. The transcript is spliced from 4 exons. The record is from RefSeq and is a predicted model, not a curated record.
UCUUCCGGUGUCAUGGAGUCAGUUGCGAGUCUGGGGCAAAAAAAGGGAGAGCUAGAUAUUUGCUAGACCGCGAUUUGUGGCUUCUGUGUGCUGUGGACUGCUUAGAAAGAACCUGGGAGACCUCCAAGCUACGGAAUGGUCUCUUCUGGUUCCAGAUGAAAUUUAGGAGUGAUUUCUCUAGAUCUAUAAGGAGGCAGUGAGCUUUGAGGAUGUGGCUGUGAACUUCUGCAGUGAGGAGUGGGCUUUGCUGAGUCCAUCCCAAAAGAAGCUCUACAGAAAUGUGAUGGAGGAAACAUUUAGGAACAUGGUGACUAUAGGUGGAGAUUGUAAGAAUCAUGAAAGAAUUCACACUGGAGAGAAACCCUAUGUAUGUAAGCAAUGUGGGAAAUGUUUUGCCACACAUGGAUAUUGUAACCAACAUGAAAGAAUUCACACUGCAGAAAAAUACUAUGUAUGUAAGCAAUGUGGGAAAGGUUUCACCACACGUGGACACUUUAAGGAACAUGAAAGAAUUCACACUGGAGAGAAACACUAUGUAUGUAAGCAAUGUGGGAAAGCUUUUACCACACAUAGACACUGUAAGCAACAUGAAAGAAUUCACACUGGAGAGAAACCUUAUGUAUGUAAGCAAUGUGGUAAAGGUUUUACCACACUUAGACAGUGUAAGGAACAUGAAAGAAUUCACACCGGAGAGAAACCUUAUGUAUGUAAACAAUGUGGUAAAGGUUUUACCACACUUAGACAGUGUAAGGAACAUGAAAGAAUUCACACUGGAGAGAAACCCUAUGUAUGUAAACAAUGUGGGAAAGCUUUUACCACACGUAGACAGUGUAAACAACAUGAAAGAAUUCACACUGGAGAGAAACCCUAUGUAUGUAUGCAAUGUGGGAAAGCUUUUACCACACUUUCAUACUGUAAGCAACAUGAAACACUUCACACUGGAGAGAAACCUUGGAUUUGUAAGCAUUGUGGGAAAGCUUUUACCACACUUCCAUACUGUAAGCAACAUGAAAGAAUUCACACUGAAGAGAAACCCUAUGUAUGUAAGCAAUGUGGGAAAAGUUUUGCCACAUGUAGACAGUGUAAGCAACAUGAAAGCAUUCACACUGGAGAGAAACACUAUAUAUGUAAGCAAUGUGGGAAAGCUUUUGCCACACGUAAACACUGUAAGCAACAUGAAAGAAUUCACACUGGAGAGAAACCUUAUAUAUGUAAGCAAUGUGGGAAAGGUUUUACGACAUGUGGAGAUUGUAAGAAUCAUGAAAGAAUUCACACUGGAGAGAAACCCUAUGUAUGUAAGCAAUGUGGGAAAGCUUUUACCCAACGUGGAAAUUGUAAGACACAUGAAAGAAUUCACAGUGGAGAAAAACCCUAUGUAUGUCAGCAAUGUGGGAAAGCUUGUAUGCAAGGUGAACAUUGUAAGCAACAUGAAAGUUCACACUUGAGAUAAACCCAGUGUAUGUAAGCACUGUGAGAAAGCAUUCAACACAUGUAUAUAUUGUGUAAUGCAUGAAAACUUAACACUGCACAGAAACCAUCUAAGAAAUGUGGGAAAGCUUUCAGCAGAAAUUCUCAUUGUCAAACCCAUGAAAAUGUUCACACUUGGCAGAAAAACUAUGCAUGUAAUGAAUGUGAGAAUGUUUUCACCACAUAAGGAUACUGUAAAAUACAUCAAAGUCUUCACACUGGGGUGAAACCCUAUGUAUGUAAGCAAUGUGGCAUAGGUUGUACCACAUACAGUCAUUGGAGAACACAUGAAAGAAUUCACACUGGGAAGAAACACUGGCUAUGUAAGCAUUGUGGGGACACUUUCAGGAGCCAGAGUGAAAGUGAAACACAUGAAGAAACUGUCACUGGAGAUUAAUCCUAUGCAUUAUGGAAAUCCUCUCAGCACACAUGAUGAUUGUUAUAUAUUUGAAAGCUCACUGGGCAGAAAUCCUAUGUGGACUAGUAAUGUGAGAAAUAUGCCAGUCCACACACUUUGUGAGAUACAUAGAAAAAGCCUCAUUGGUCAGACUGUUUAGAUCUAUGUUUAGUUUAAAAAUACCAAGGAACCCAGAAGAAAUAAUCAAUAUAAAUUUUGAUGUCAAUAUUUCUUCAUAAAUUUUCCAGAAAUGACAAAUCUGAAGUGGAGCUCUCCUCAAAUACAUAUGUGGUAUGGUUUUUAGUUAAUCACUUGUGCCUAUCUAGACAUUUUAAAGUGCAUUUGUACUUCAACAUGGAAUAUUUUAAUUAAAGAUAGUAAACUGAAAUGUACUUUUCACUUUCUAGAAUGGGUCUUUUCUAUGUACUUAGCAUUUGUCUUUAAAACUUAAUUUUUGUAUUUUUUUGUGAAUUGUAAUUUUAACACUGCAUUUGUUCUAAUCCUUUGAUGUACAUGCUUCAUUUUCUGUCAUAAAUGAUGUUUCUGAAAUUGUUGCUGUAUUUGACAUUAAGAUAAACAUUUAUGGAAGCUCAGAAUAUGCGUUUUUGACAAAGUUGUGUUCUUUUCACAUAACUUGUACAUUAAUGGAUGUUAAGUUUUUCAUGUUGUGAUGAGAUACUGCUUAUAUCCUAACAUUACUGGAUAUCAUACUAUGUACAUUAUGUUGCCAGUUUUUGUUUUUCACUGGAGCAGAUAUUUGUCAUUUAAGUAAAUCUUUGUUUUUCUAACCAUCAGAA